This is a messenger RNA of Echinops telfairi (small Madagascar hedgehog), 843 nucleotides long. RefSeq names its product CD82 molecule (gene CD82). The transcript has 8 exons. The coding region runs from base 1 to 843 and encodes 280 amino acids. The record is from RefSeq and is a predicted model, not a curated record. Gene Ontology annotation, cellular component: membrane. Lineage: Eukaryota; Metazoa; Chordata; Mammalia; Afrosoricida; Tenrecidae.
AUGCGGCUGAACUUCCUCCGAGAGGGAUGCCGCUUCUCCUUCCAGAUCCUGGGCGCCCUGAUCCUGGGCUUCGGGGUGUGGAUCGUGGUCGACCGAAGCAGCUUCAUGGCUAUCCUACAGACCUCGUCUGACUCGCUCAAGGUGGGGGCCUACUUCUUCAUCUCCGUGGGCAGCCUCACCAUGCUCAUGGGCUUCCUGGGCUGCAUUGGCGCUGUCAACGAGGUCCGCUGCCUGCUGGGGCUGUACUUUGCCUUCCUCCUCCUGAUCCUUGUCGCCCAGGUGGCCGCCGGGACCUUCUUCUACUUCAAGAUGGGCAAGGUGAAGCAGGAGAUGGGGGACAUCGUCCUCAAACUCAUCAGGAACUACAGGGUCAAUGGCAGCCAUGAGGACAGCCUCCAGGAGACCUGGGACUAUGUUCAGGAGCAGGUGGAGUGCUGCGGCUGGGUCAGCUUCUACAACUGGACGGAGAACGCCGAGCUCAUGAGUCGCACCAACACCACGUUCCCCUGUUCCUGCGAGGACAGGCGGGGUGCCACGGAUAGGCUGGCACAGACGGGCUUCUGCGAGAGGCCCAGCAACGGCACCCAGGGCAUCAACGACCCGGCGCAGUGGCCCGUGUACCAGGAGGGCUGCAUGCAGAAGGUGGAGGCGUGGCUGCAGGAGAACCUGGGUGUCAUCCUAGGUGUGUGCGCGGGAGUCGUCUUCAUUGAGGUGCUCCAGCAGCAUCCACCAGGUGGCGCCACUGCCUCAGCCAAGGAGCCCAGACCCGGGACAGUGCCCACCUGGGCUCACGUCAUGGAGCUGAUGCCCUUUUAUAGUGACGGAGUCCAGCUGCCCCUGUGA